Cydia strobilella is the source of this 1057-nucleotide messenger RNA. Its product is annotated as chymotrypsin-2-like. The record is from RefSeq and is a predicted model, not a curated record. Gene Ontology annotation, molecular function: serine-type endopeptidase activity. The transcript is spliced from 6 exons. Bases 46 to 801 code for a protein of 251 amino acids. Gene Ontology annotation, biological process: proteolysis. NCBI's taxonomy places the organism in Eukaryota, Metazoa, Arthropoda, Insecta, Lepidoptera, Tortricidae.
GUUUUGUACUAGAAUUAUUAAACUGGUGGAAUAAAAGCCAUAAUUAUGUCUAAAUGGUUUUUGUUUGUUACUGUUCUUGGGCUUAUUGCUAAGGGAUAUUCGCUACCAAACCCUAAUGUGCGCAUAGUGGGGGGCCAAGAUGCGCCCGAGGGCCGUGUGCCUUACCAAGUGUCCCUACGGGUAUUUGGCUCGCAUGUUUGCGGAGGAAGCAUUCUCAACAAGCGGUGGGUGCUGACUGCUGCGCAUUGUACUGAGAGCACGGCUCACUGGCUGAUCUCAGUAGUGGUGGGCACAACGAGUCUCACUAAGGGUGGAGUCCGUUACUCAGUGGACUUUGUCUCCGUGCACGAAAACUAUGACAGCCAGGUGAUCACGCAAGACAUCAGCCUUAUCCACGUGUCCAAAGACAUAGUGUUCAACGCUUUAGUGCAGCCUAUCGCACUGCCGGACUCCGACACUGAAGACGGAGCGCCUCUGUCCCUGAGCGGCUGGGGCCGGAUCGCAUAUCCAGGCAAUCUUCCUGACCACCUUCAGAUAAUCAACCUGACCGCGUUGAGCGUACAAGACUGCCAAGAGCGUUUGUCCAGCAUCAACCCGGUGUUUGAGUCCCAGAUAUGCUCCCUGACUCAAGCUGGUGAGGGAGCUUGCCAUGGUGACAGCGGGGGCCCUUUAGUGGAAGGGGGGCGGGUUGUGGGGGUGGUGUCAUGGGGCAUGCCGUGCGCACGCGGCUACCCCGACGUGUACACACGCGUGUACUCCUACACCACCUGGAUUCUUGAGCGGAUCUCGACCGAUGACUAGCCAUGUAACUAAAAUAAUGGCCCAUCUUGUUUUAAAAUAGCUUUUUCACUUCUCAUGCUCGUAAAGUUCAACUUUAAGUCGUGCGUAGACGACAUAAAGUUGCUUAUUAUGUUUUAGAGCAUAAAGUAAAAAACAUCUAUUACGACCCUUAUUGUCUUAGCAAUAAAGUCCAAAAUCUGCCAUAUAAACUGCCAGCCCUGCCGGCGCUGACGGAGCUCUACAAUUUUCUUUAGUCUUGAAUAAAUAUGGUAGAAUA